Molecule: messenger RNA, 2307 nt
Organism: Meyerozyma guilliermondii ATCC 6260
Lineage: Eukaryota; Fungi; Ascomycota; Pichiomycetes; Serinales; Debaryomycetaceae
Exons: 1
Coding region: 1-2307 (768 amino acids)
Source: RefSeq, a predicted model, not a curated record
AUGUCUGAUAGUUUUGGCCGUCAUAAAUCCACCCGGUGGGCAAACGCCAGCGUGCCCAGCUAUGGUGAGGAGUGGGAUGGCGAUGAUUACGACUACGAUUAUGGAUCCAACGACGAUAAAUCUCACUCUUCCGAACCUGCUGUGGACGCUCAAGAUCCCUCCCCAAAUUCAGAUCUUGUUCUUUCUAUUGACCAAAUUCAUAGAGAAGAAGACUCUGACUUAGGCUCAGACUCAGACGUGUCUCUUGAGACUCCCAAGCUUUCCCUGACUUCGCUUCCAAGAGGCAGUGAUAGUGAUUUUGACUUUCAUGGAAAACCGUCCGUCGCUCCAAUUGAUACAUCCAGAAAUCCAGAAAAGACAGAAACAGAGAAGAUUGUACACGGCGAGGAUGAUAUUCCCGCGCAACAUGUAGUUUCAACCAGAGCAAUCGAUGACGUGAUGGUGCCUCCGACACCAACGUUUUCAACUCAUAAGGAACCAGACACUCCACGAAGUGAAAGCAGCUUCCAAUCGGACGCCGACUCCAUUCAGUACGAGCCAAAGGAUUUGAAUAUUCGUGGGCCCGAGAAAGAGAUCGAUGUCACCGGCGAUGCAUACGAGAACGAGCACCAGUCACAAUCUAGUACUGAAUCGGCUGCUCAAGAUUCAGCUUUAUCUUCUUCCCAAACUGAAUCUGAACACUUGGUGCUGUCGUCACCGGUAACGGCUGCUCACACAGAACCUCUCGUGCUCACUAUUGAUAGGGAACAAAGCUCUACAGAUUCAGAUACUUCUACAAUCGAAGAUGUUGAUGAGAGGAACACUCACGAUCAAAGAUCGUCGCGUGAUAUUAACGAAGAUGAUGACAAUCCUCUUGAUUCAUUGAUAUAUGAUCUCCAGUCUGCCACCACGAAUGAUAAAGGUCGUCUACCCACAUUGGACUCGCUUCAAGACAUCAAACUCCCCGAUUUCGAAAAUACCUCAUUCGGUCAUUUGAAGGAAUACGAAGUAGAAUCCCCAUCCACUCCAACAGCCCCACUUGACAUGUCCAGAUCACAUCAGGAAUAUGUAAAAGCGCAAACUCCCAGAAAGUCAUCAGUAAGAAAGGCGCCUCGGACUGAGCUAAUGUCCGUUGACUAUUCGAAUAUAGCAGAUGCUGUCAGUGGUUACAUGAGCGAUGGCCGUCCUGAAAGCUUGAGGAAAGAGCUGUUUGUCAAUCCAAUUGUGGAGGACGAUAGCUCUCCAGAGGCAGACGAAGAGCACGACCAAAGUGACCUUGAAUCGCGUGACUUGCAUCCAGUAGUUUCGAGUGGGUCUUUGUCAACUGGAAAGCUUUCCUUAGCCUCUUCCAUCCAGCCAUCCAAGAAUGAGUCCAAAGAAGACGUUUCGCGACGAGUCUCAACCUCUACAAUCAAUAUGGGUGGAUGGAAGCCUAAUACCAACAAUUACAGAGAUCAAUUCAUUAAUGACAUUGAUAAUGAGUCGGUGGUAAAUUUUAAUGCCCAAGGCAAUGAUGGUUACCGUCAGUUUACAAACUUGAGGAACAGUCUGGGAGGCAGUGGAUUUGAUUCUGUAGCAGAGACACAAUCCAAUGCUAGCUCGCUUUCAAUUCCCGAAACCAUCGAUGCAGCCUUACCCAGUAUUCAAGAAGAUGACGACCAUGACUCCAGCUUUGGAAAGAGUACCGAGGAGGCUGCCCCCGAAGAAUCGUCAACCUUUGAAUCACACUCUACUUUUGAUACCGUCUUUAAGCCUCAUGACCAUGUCCAAAACUUUAAGGAACUGCUCACCCCCACAUCAUCCUCCGCAGAAUUGCCUCGUGAAAAGCAAAGGUACUCUAGUUUAUUGGGAGACUCAAGCACGCUUGAUGAUGCAUCUACCAGAAAACCAUCAACCGAAAUUGUCGACUCAGAAUCAGAUGCAACUGUCGCGGCCGUAGGAUCUCCGGUCUCAGAACCUAGCACUGUGAUACGGAAAAAAUCGCUGCAAAAACCACUGUACAAUUGGAACAACAUUAUAUCCAAAUCACAACCUAUUGACCGCAUAGCAUUAUUCAAGGAAGCUUUGAAGAAGGAGAAUGAGUAUGACUCUGGCUUACGAGAAUGGCUACAGGAGGCAUUGAAACAAGUGGAAAACUCGCCAAACAUGCAUAUUGGAAAAAUCGCAUCGCAAGCGUAUCAAAAUGCACCUCACAAUGAAUUGAGACGACACACUUCUCUCAGAAGCAAGGUUUCAAGUGUUAGAGAUAAAGUGGAAACUUCAGGAUUACAGGCGUCUACUUUAGGAAAGAGAUUCUUGAACAGAGGUAAGAAGUUGAUGAAAGGCUAG